Coturnix japonica (Japanese quail) is the source of this 3244-nucleotide messenger RNA. It is a transcript of the gene ANGPT4, whose product is annotated as angiopoietin 4. Gene Ontology annotation, biological process: blood coagulation. NCBI's taxonomy places the organism in Eukaryota, Metazoa, Chordata, Aves, Galliformes, Phasianidae. The record is from RefSeq and is a predicted model, not a curated record.
CCCUCUCCAGCGCUGCCGCGGGACUCAGCCUGGCGAUAAAAGGCUGCGGGGCGGCCGGAGGCGGCUCAGAGAGCGACGGGAGGCGAUGAUGAUCCCGCAGCUCUGAGCGCUCCGGGAGCGCACCGGGGGUCGGGGGGGGCUGCGUGCGCCCCGUGCCCGCGCCAUGAGCGCGCUCAGGCUCGUGGCGUUGGCAGCGCUGUGCACGGCCGCAUCCCAACGCCGGGCAAUGGACGUGGGCAGCCGUCGGCGAUGGCACCGCGUGCAGCACGGGCACUGCAGCUACACCUUCGUGCUGCCCGAGGCAGAGCCGUCGCCGUGUCCUCUGGCCGCCCCCGGUCCCGUCAACGCGCUGCAGCGGGAUUCACCGUCCGGUAGCGGACACGCUGCCCGAGGGGCUGCUCAGCGCCUGCAGCACCUGGAGAGGAUCCUGGAGAACAGCACUCAGUGGUUGCUGAAGCUGGAGAGCUCCAUCCAGAGCAGCAUGAAGCCAGAGGUGUCGCGGCUGAGGCAGACGGCGGUGCAGAACCACACGGCCACCAUGCUGGAGAUCGGCAGCUCCCUGCUGAACCGCAGCGCCGAGCAGAGCCGCAAACUCACCGACGUGGAGGCACAGGUGCUGAACCAGACGUCCCGCAUCGAGAUGCAGCUGCUGGAGAACUCCCUGUCCACCACUAAGCUGGAGAAGCAGCUGCUGGUGCAGACAAACGAGAUCCACCGGCUGCAGAGCAGGAACAACAUCCUGGAGGUGCGGGUGCUGGAUAUGGAGGCAAAGCACCAGGCGGAGCUGGCGGGGAUCCGUUCAGAGAAGGAGAGGCUGCAGCACCUGGUGAGCCGGCAGAGCGGCACCAUCGAGGAGCUGGAGAAAUCUCUGCUGGCAGCCAACGCCAACGCCAGCCUGCUGCAGAGACAGCAGCUGCAGCUCCUGGAGUCGGUGCAGAGCCUGGUGCGCCUCGUGGCAGAGGGGAGAGCCGUGCUACCCGGUGAGGAGCAGCGCUUCCAGGACUGCACCGAGGUGCUCCGGGCUGGCAGCCGCACCAGCGGGGUGUACACCCUGCACAUCACCAACCUGAGCGAGCCCAGGAAGGCAUUCUGUGACAUGGAGACAGACGGCGGCGGCUGGACGGUCAUCCAGCUCCGCACCAACGGCAGCGUCAGCUUCCAGCGGGGCUGGAGGGAGUACAAGCAGGGCUUUGGGGAUGCGGCGGGGGAGCACUGGCUGGGCAAUGAAGCCGUGCACCUCCUGACGAGCCGGGAACCCUACGUGCUGCGCGUGGAGCUGCGGGACUGGGAGGGCAGCCAGGUCUAUGCCCACUAUGGGAGGUUUCAGCUGGACAGUGAGCGGCAGCUCUACAGGCUCUCACUGCAGGACUACAGCGGCACAGCCGGGCAGCAGAGCAGCUUGGCCAUGCAGGGCACCAACUUCAGCACCCGCGACGCCGACAAUGACAACUGCCUCUGCAAGUGUGCCCAGAUGCUGUCAGGAGGGUGGUGGUUCGACGCCUGCGGGCUCUCCAACCUGAAUGGCAUCUACUACCCGGCACGGCACAACGUCCGCAAGCUGAACGGCAUCCGCUGGCACUACUUCCAAGGGCCCAGCUACUCACUGAAGGGCACCCGCAUGCUGAUACGGCCUGCAGGCUUUUAGCCAGUCUGAGCGGUGCAGCAGGAGGAUGGAGCCCCUGCAGAGCUUUCCCCCAUGGUUUUAUUCUCACUCUUGUUUCUCUCAGAUCUCAGCACUGACUCUGAGCCAGCCCCAUCCCUGCAAGCUGCAGCACAUGGAUCCCAUUCCCUCCUGGUUUCUCCUUAUUUCCCUCACAUCUGCAGGACUCCGGGCUCCAUGCUGUGCAUCUGGGACCACCAGACCUCCUACACGAGUCACACGGGGGCAGACAGACCACACUUUGCCUUUUGUAUAUAUUUUAGAGAAUUGCCCUAAAUUCCCCAUUGCUUUGCUUUUCCUGCAGGAUGAGCAGAACCAGCAUGUGAGUGCAUGGCAGUGGUAUCCCUCCUCCCUGCAUGGCCAUGAAGGGGGACACAGCUGUCCCCUCCUGCAUGCACUCUCCCCAUGCAAGGGGACCACUGGUUGUGCACAUCCCAAUGGGACAGGGACAGCGUGAGGGGAUGGAGGUGCCACCAGGGGCAUGGGGCACCUGGCCCCUGUGCAAUGGCCAAUAGCUCUGGGGUUGGGUGCCAGCACACAGGGGUGGUGGAGAUGGGGGCAGUACAUGGUUAUGGGGCUGUGGGCUGAGGUGGGGCACAAGGAUGAUGGUGGGAGCUUGGAGCUGGGGAUGCAGGUGCUGGUGGGGCUGACACCCCACUUGUUUUAUUGGCAUGGAGAAUCCAGACUUGGAGGCACGUUUGGUGACAGCCUGGAGAAGGUGGGGCAAAAUCCCCCCUCACCCACCCACGUCCACCACCCACCCACAGAUCUCAGCAUGAGAACUCUUAUUUUUGUACUAAGAGAUAUUUAUUGGCCAAGAGCUGCACCAGGCAGCACCCAGCCCUGCCCUGACAGCAGCAUGAUGCCCCCAGACCCUCACUGGCCUCACACUGCAGCAGCUGGGACAGAAGCAGAGCGAACACCGGGGGGUCUCUGCUUACAGGACAGCGACAGGAGAGUCACCCCAUGCACAGCUCCCACCUUUGCCAAGUGCUCUGGCAGAGGUGGGGAUGGGAGCUGUGGCUAUGAGCUCACUACAGGGGAAGCAGCAGCGCUGCCUCAGCCCCACGUUCACACUAUGUAUGAUCUCCACAUAAAGGACCUUUCAUCAGUCUCCCUGUUACAUCUGCAUCAUUAAGGGGGUGCAGCCCCAUCCUGACCCGCUGAGCCCUGAUUGAGCUCAGAGCACGGAUGAGGGCUCAGUGACACCCAGCUCCACAGCACUUCCCAUCUUAUCGUGGGCCAUCCCUGUCCCCCUUGACCCUAUUGCCACUAGAGGUCCUCCACAGCCUGGUGACAUCGCACAGCAUCCCCAUCCAUAGAGGACAGGAAUGACAUUGUGCCCUAGUGGAUCCCCAGCAGCUCUACCACAGGCCAUGAGCUGCCACCCCCCCCCGCCCCAGCACCCAUCCCUCAGACACCCUGCAGGCCUGCUCCUUCCCCUCCCCCCCAUUCAUAAGGCAUUUGCUAAUUAACACUGAUUAAAACAUGUGAUGCAGCUGGCAACUUCCUCCGAGGUGCUCAUCCGGCUGUGCUUAAUAACUGAAAAAUGGGAACAGCAUUAAAGGUGGGAUCACCUGCAAA